GGGGGGGGGGGGCUUAUUCUUUGACAAGAUAAUACAUUAAUAGUCAUGUGGCACUGAUCUAUAAGAUUAACAUCCGCGCAUUUGUCUCACUCCGGUUCGGGGUCUUUCAAGAUACGGAUCGCUCAGAAUAAUCUCACUAUACAAAGAACAUUGAUCCAGAAGAAAUAUGAAUGACUGGACAAUUUCUUUUUUUAGGCAGUUCCCCACAUCAGUUCUUCCAUUCUUAUUCUCGCUUCACGGCGCAAAGGCCUCAACCUCAAUCUUAAUUAACAUCUUCUCGAGCCCUAACCUCGGCAUACUCAAUAAUGUUCAAACAGGCCGGUGCCCCGGGACCCUUUUCCUUAUCUUUGGCACUAAAUACUGCAUGAUGUCAUCUAUACCCACCGUAUAACUACGCCACAAAUACACAUCUUCUCAACCUCUUAAGCUAUGACUUUGCAGCACUUGAUCGAUGUUGGCGAACACGAGGUCGAUUUGAGACUUCAUGUCGGCGGGAAGGAAUUGGGAGCUGUCCUAGCUGUCUUGGCCGGAGACCUUGAUGAUACCCGAGGGGAGAAUGAUAGAUUGUGAGUAGUGGUAUGCCUCGCUGGCUUGUUGGCCGGGGCCGGUAGGGUCGGUGGUGUAGGUGAGGGAGGACAUUUUUAAUGGCUUCUAUUAUGGCGUUAUGAA
Molecule: messenger RNA, 669 nt
Organism: Talaromyces proteolyticus
Lineage: Eukaryota; Fungi; Ascomycota; Eurotiomycetes; Eurotiales; Trichocomaceae
Exons: 2
Coding region: 167-391 (74 amino acids)
Source: RefSeq, a predicted model, not a curated record